AACAAUCAAAGACGGUCAGCUCAGGGUCUUUGGCGGAUUUCGCUAAUACAAAGUUCCUGUUUCUCCCACGACACUCCCUUGUACACGGCCUAUUGUGUGGGCAUUCACUAACCGUACCGGUGAAUUCUCUUUCUAAAAUUUAAUGCUAGUAUUCUGGACACGUUCAUGUGUGCAAGAGGAAGCAUCGGAACACUUGGUACUACGAGGUCGGAGGGAAAGGACCUGUUUUUCAUAGUUUCCGAGAAUGGAGAUGUUACUAGCGAGAGGCAAGUAGUAGGAACUGGGAGUGAAAGACGGCUAGGACAGGAAGGCGGGAUCAACAACGCUAUCAGCAGCGCGCACUGCUCUGCGUGUCAGCGAGCCAAUUACAAUUGCAAUGCGUCAGCCAUGUCUCUCAUGGAUAGUGCAGCUUACAGCUUACAUCUUAGCGAGGCACCUGUUGCUGCACGUUGGAAGUACUGCAGGGCAGGCACUCACUUGGGCACAUUGCGUAAACACCACAUAUGAAUACCUAUACUCUGGGACAGUGAAAAAAAACUUCUCCGCAGCUGCAACAUACUGCAGUACCACCUAUGCUGGUGGGCAGCUCGCCACCGCACGCAACGCUGUAGAAGAUGAGUGCGUGUUCAAAUCAAAACCCAUGGUGACAAUCUGGCUGGCUAUCCAUCGAGUGAAUGGAACGUGGCUAGACUAUGAAACACAAACGGAAGUCACCUACACAAAUUGGGAGCCAGGUGAACCAAACAAGGCUGAACAAAACUGUGUGACCAUGUGGUACAAUCCUCCCCUUGUAUCUGGAGACCAAUGGGAUAAUCUUGGAUGUGGUAAAUCAGUCACAUUUGUAUGUCAGAGGAAAGCGAAUGUAACCUGUGCAACAAGUAGCAACAAUAGUCUAGUCAACGGAUACACAAGUCAUUACGGUGUGCUCUACCCUGGCAAUAUCACAUACCAAUGUAAUCCGGGAUACUACAUCUCUGGACAGAGCAAUCAGAGUAUCACCAGUCACACAUCACUAUGUCUCAUCAGUGGACACUGGUCUACUCCAGAGCCAACAUGUGGUGGUAUAACAUGUAUGGCUCCACCACCUGCCCUGGCAAAUAGUUCCAUAUUGAGCCAAGAGCUGGUGUACCCUGGUAUAGUGACAUACCAAUGUGAUGUGGGGUAUUAUGUAGCUGGUUAUGCUGAACAGAAUGUCAGCAAUGCAACAGUGCAAUGUGCACCAAAUGGAACAUGGAUUGGAACCCCACCGAUAUGCCUACGGAUCACCUGUCUACCACUGCCACCAAUGGCAAACGGCACACUAUCUUUCACCAACUCCUUGUACUAUGAAAGUGUUGCCACCUACCGCUGCGACCAAGGCUAUCAUGUCAAUGACUCGGUGUUUUCUAUAACCAAACAGGACUUAACAUGUGAGGCUGAUGGAACCUGGAACAUGCCUCCGGUCACAUGUACCAUUGUAACCUGUCAAAACCUGACCAACAGUAUUGCCUACGGGCAGGUGGCCGGAACUGGUUUGGAAUACAGCAAUACUCGAGUAUAUGCAUGCCAAACUGGAUAUUACCUGAACCAAUCCGGGAAUUUCUCCCUUACCACGUUGACCAUGCGCUGCAUGAGUGAUGGCUCUUGGGAUAAAGCAGUUCCGACAUGCGAAGUCGUAACCUGUCAGAACUUGUCCAGCAUUGUGCAGAACGGCAAGGUGAAGGCGGAUGGCAAGGAAUUCAACAGCACCAGGGCAUACUAUUGCCAGACUGGAUACUAUAUUUCAACCUUUGGGAAUUUCUCAGUCACUGCCUUCACUAUGCGCUGUCUUAGUAACGGAUCAUGGAAUGCACCAGUUCCAAUGUGCAACGUUGUGACCUGCCAGUCUCUUUACGACCGAGUAUUGAAUGGAAAAGUACAGGUCUCUGGUGGUGUGGAGUACAAGAGCAACAGAACUUACACAUGCCAGCACGGAUACUACAUAGCAGAGUCGAGUCGGUUCUCGGUUACAACUCUGACUAUGCACUGUCUCAGUGAUGGCUCUUGGAGUGCAUCAGCUCCCACUUGUGAAGUUAUCAAAUGCCAGAAGUUAUCGGACAAGGUUCUCAACGGCAAGGUUAAAUCCUACGGAAUGGAAUACAACAGCAAUAGAACAUACCAUUGCCAAGAUGGGUAUUAUAUGUUAGCGUCGGGAAAUUUCUCUGUCACCACGCUGACUAUGCAUUGUCUGAUCAACGGUUCUUGGAGUGCACCAGCUCCAACAUGUGAAGUUAUCAAAUGCCAGAAGUUAUCGGACACGGUUCUCAACGGCAAGGUUAAGUCCUACGGAAUAGAAUACAAAAGCAACAGAACAUACCAUUGCCAAGACGGGUAUUAUAUGUCAGCGUCGGGAAAAUUUUCAGUCACCACAAUGACUAUGCAUUGUCUCAUCAACGGUUCUUGGAGUGCACCAGUUCCAACAUGUGCAGCUAUUGUCUGUCCCGACCUACCCAGCACCCUGCAGAAUGGCAGUGUACAGUCGUUUGGUCUGGAAUAUACUAACAACAGGACAUACGAAUGCCAACAUGGAUUCUUCAUAUCUUCAGCAGCCAUGUUCUCUGUGACAUCAUUGACUAUGCGCUGUCUUCUGAAUGGGUCUUGGAGUGCUCCGGUUCCUACAUGUACUCGUAUCACUUGUUCACAGGUGCCAUUGAGAAUCACAAGGGCCUGGACGUUGGCAUCAGGCAGCAACUACUUUAGUGACAGCGUGAAGUACACCUGCUAUGUUGGCAAUUACAUCAAGGCAUCCGGUGACAUAACAAAGAGAGUUGUGAAAAUGAGCUGUCUCCUCAACGGUUCAUGGAGUGACAGUGUUCCAACAUGUUCAUUUGUUCCGUGCCCUGCACUGAAGAAGUCUCUGGCGAACGGCACGUUCAACGGAUUUCAGCCUUUGUUUGGCCGUCGCUACACCUACACAUGUAAGAGUGGGUAUCAUAUAGCUGGCAGUGCUGCACUCGUGACCGAUACAGCUAUUGUAUGUCAGAGCAACGGUACGUGGAGCGGACCCGUCCCAACAUGUGCAGCGGUGACAUGCAGCAGCAUCCCUACUUCCUUGGACAAUGGGACUGCAGCAUACCUCACACCAUCAUCUUCCAACACGGCUGGAGCUGCUAUCAAGUACACAUGUCUGCCUGGCUACUAUGUCCAGAAUGAAACCAUGACAUCGGUCACAAGCAGAGUAUUGUCAUGCCAACUGGAUGCUAGUUGGAAUGACACAGUACCAGCAUGUGCAGCUGAUAACAGCUACUGUCCAGGUCUCAACAGGAUCUUGAAUGGCAAGGUGGUCGCCACCAAUGGCUUAGCGCUGCAGUCCAUUGCUAUCUACUCAUGCCUCGCUGGAUACAAGCUAACUGGAUCUGCCAAUCAGCGAGCAUGUCAAGUCAAUAUGACUUGGUCUGGAGCAGAACCGAGCUGUGCAAAUAUUGAUGAAUGUGUUCUAGGGGUGGAUACUUGUAAUCGAGUGAAUGGAACAUGUACAGAUACCAGUGGUUCCUACAGCUGCUCAUGUAACCCUGGUUAUGCUGGUGAUGGAAGACAGUGCACGGUUGUUUGCAAGGAUCAGUGUAUUGCAGGUCAAGGAUACUGUACCGCACCUGAUCACUGUGACUGUAUCGGUGAAUAUAGUGGACUUUCUUGUCAGAACUUAUGGCCGGCAGUGGACUCUAUUAUCACUGCUUCCAUCUCGAGUAUUUCAUCGUUUUCAACCUAUGUGCAAAGGCUGACCAGCUUCUCUGCUGCAGACGGUGAUCACCAUCCAGGCCGAUGCGCUGUGGGAUGUGUGCAAAACGGCUACCUCUUUGGAGGGAUGGCUGAUGGUGCGGAGUGCUAUUGCACAAGUUUUGCUGUUUCUAAGCUGACGGCGGCGGUUGGAGACACGUUCGAGUGUGCCGGUGCACCUGAGUACCAAUGUGGUGGAAACAACUCGAUCAGCUUUUACAAACUGAGGGAAGCUCCGCCAUUCAAAGCACACGUUGCAUCUCGUACGGAUAAAGCCAUCCUCAUCAAUGGUAUAGUGUACGCUUUGACGGGAACCACAAUCAUUGUGGAGUGUACUGUGAUAGCUGGCACUGCUCCUCUUGUCUACACCUGGCGCAAAGCCGGCUCAGAUAUGCUGUUAAGUAGCAGUAGUGUGCUGGGCAGGAUUGUGACCAGCUCCGACACUGCAGAUUAUGUGUGUACAGUCAGCAAUCCUCGGGUCACCAAAUCUCCCAACUUCACUCUGCCGUACAAUACCUCAGUCAGUGUGCCACUUGUAGUUCAAGCACCUGUCCUUGCUGCCAUCUCAAGCCUUGGUGACCAGGCUGCAGAGGGAUCAUCAGUCAAUGCAACAUGUACUGUACACAACAGCACCUCCGGGGUCAGUUUCACCUGGCAAAGGUUUGACCCUGCAACUGGCAUGGUCAGCCACCUUCCAAGUCGAGCAUCUUUCGGCGCUAGGACUGGAGUCCUCCUCAUUACCAGGGUGCUUAUGUCUGAUCAAGGAGUUUACCGCUGUGUGGCCACGGAUCCAUCGAUUGCCUUCAUGGCCUAUAGGUCAAGCAUGGUUGAGUGGACUCUAAGUGUAGUCGCUGGAGAUGCGUGUGCUGGCGAGUGCAGCCAUUCCAACGCAACAGAAUGCAACCGUACAACAGGACUGUGUCAAUGCCACAAUGGCUUCACAGGCAAUGCCCUGAAAUCCUGCUCAGACAUCAACGAAUGCACUGUGCACACGUGUCCAGUGUCAACCCCGGUGUGUGUCAACUCCAUCGGAUCAUACUCUUGUGUGGACAAGUGCACAGCGGAUGCGAGCAGUGAUGGCUGCCCAGGAAGUGACAAUCAGUCUGGCUCUGGAAGUCUGGGUGUGCCAGCCUUAGCCGGAAUAGGUGCAGCAGGUUUUCUUCUCAUCUUGUUGAUAUUGAUCAUCGUGAUCGUAACUCGCCGAAGGAAGCGAUCGGGUAUGAAACUUGACCGGGAUGGUGACCAUCGGCACUCUGCCUCAAGCACAGUUGCACUGGUCGAGAUGAGCAAAUGUGGAGACUCUCAGCGCUACUCCGAUGUGGGUGAAGCUGCAGGUGGAUCACAUGUGAAGAAAUCCAAAGCUGGAAAACUUGGUAAGGUCAAGUGGACACCGUCGACAAACUACGAGUCAGAAAAUGGCUUAACAUCCGCAAUGCAUCAAGACGGCAAAGUGAGCAUAACCCUUGGCGAGGGUGAAGAGGACACGUAUGACAGAACUGUCCGUGAAACUGAUGGCAAGCCGAUGGCAGAGUCUGUGCUUUCUGAUGGCGAUACGUAUGAUAGUCUCAAUGCACCAGGCGUCACCGCGGGUUGCACUGGCGGAGCCGAAGACAGCAACGAAUAUGACACGACCGUCCGCAAUGACGGCAUAGUAGUGGGAAAUGGUAACCCCGGCGAGGAUACAUAUGACAUGCUAAACCGUGAUGCCAGUGCAACGGAUCACCAACAACCGCACAGCCAGGAAGAGAUGUACGAUAGGCUGCAAGCAAAUGAUGACAUGUAUAAUGUUCUCAGCAGAGAUCAAGCCAAUUCGGGUGACCUUGUGAUUGCCAACGGCACGGGAGAGGAGUAUGACUCACUGGGACCGAGAUUAUCUGUCCAGCAACCUCGACCUUCACCCAAACCAAAGCUGGUGGCGGCAAGUAGAAACAGCAAAGCCACAAGUAUUGCGUACGAAGUCCAUGAUAUCGACCCAGAUGGAAGGCAAGCAUCCAAACGCCCUGUCUCUGAAGCGGUGAAGCCCAGCGUCCCUGCCCACGCUGUGCCCUCUCGUCCUGCAAGCACCGUGAACCCAACAGAGUACACGUACUCUGAGCCAGAAGGUAUUCACCAUACAGCCAAGCAAGACGGCCGUAGUCGGGAAGCAGCAGCAGCAGCGGCUGCUCACAUCACCUCUGACUCUUGCAGUGCAGUUGUUAGCAAGCCAUUCAAUGAAGUGACUAAACAAGGGUACGUCUACUCACGGCCAGAUGGCAUCCAUCAUACUACGGAGAUAGAUAGCCUCCGUCGGCCUGAUGAUUACAGCUAUGCUACACCAGAAGGUAUUGAUCAUGCUAAGAAGGGUGUGAAGAGGAGCGCGUCACCUGCUGUACCUUAUGAUGAUGUUGCCACUCCUGGCACGUCAUUGGAACCUACACCAGGAGCACCUUUACCAACACCAAGGAACCCCUCAGCCAACCAUGUGCCGACUGCAUCUGGUCAUCUUGUUGCAAGGCAAGAUGCACAGUCAGAAUCCGACAGAAUGAAGAAAAAGAGGCCAACACCUCAAGGCAAGGCGGUUCAAGUCGGCAGACUCCAGGGUACUUCAGGUGGCAAUGAAAAGCCACCCAAAGCACCCAAGAAAGCUGAACUCACGUCUGCAGCAGCCAACGCCAAGACAUCUGAAGCAGAAGUGCCAAGUGCUGCGUCUGGCAAAGGGAUGAACAAAAGAGUUCGAAAACGAGGAUGAGCAAGACGGUGGCUCAGCGGCUUACGUUAUUGAAAAGACUGGUGAUAUUCAGUGAGAUUUUUCUCUCACAUACUGGUAGAGAAGACUAGAACAGGCAGGUCUGCAGAACAAUCUUGCUGAAACGUGCCUCUGACCAAACUCGGCCUACACCUUCUUUAUCUGGAUCGGGGAUUCACCUAAUAUUAUUUAUAUCAACCCACGGGCAUAUAUUUACAUCAGUUACUUUUUUAUACAUUGACUAGAGUGCCUGCAAGCUUGAUGAUUCUAUUUUUUUAUGCUGACUAAUCAGAGAAAUAUUGUAACUGCUACAACCAGGGAGUAGUAACUACUCCCUGGCUACAACCAAUCGGAUUUUACUCAACUCGUGACCAUUGUAAUUAUCAAUGACUUGUUCUUUUCAAAUUGAUUCAAUACUUUCCUACUGACUUCAUCUCUCCUUCUUCUUCUUUCUUUCUUUCUAUAAUGCAGUUUCAUACCCACAAAUUUCUUUUAAAUGAACUCAAUCGCUGGGAAUUAUUUAUAUUUAAAUAGAGUACCAAUACGGCAUUAUGAUUCCCAUUACGUUUUUAAAUCUCUUCAAAUAUCCGCUGCGGCUAUUUUGGCCAAUGUUAUUUUGGAGCAGGAGCAUCAGUAUUAUAAGAAGUAUUGAAGUAUCAGUA
Messenger RNA from Sycon ciliatum, 7122 nucleotides. RefSeq lists its product as uncharacterized. Lineage: Eukaryota; Metazoa; Porifera; Calcarea; Leucosolenida; Sycettidae. Gene Ontology annotation, molecular function: calcium ion binding. The record is from RefSeq and is a predicted model, not a curated record. The coding region runs from base 377 to 6463 and encodes 2028 amino acids. The transcript is spliced from 28 exons.